AUGACCCCAAGGUUGUGGGCAAAUGUGUGUCCUGCUGAGUUGCACUUCGUUUACGGUACUAGGGUACCAGGUGAGAGGGGUAGUCUCGAUGGCGAAGUGAAUUGGGAAGUUCUUAAGCUGAAAUACUUGGAUACUGACUUGGUUCAGUUUGUGCAAGAUAACAUACCGGUUCUAGAGGGUGCUAGAGAUCAAGCUAGAGUGACGUUAUCCGAGUAUUUGGAGUUGUGGCGUAUGAAGCAAUCUAAGUAUCUUGAGAGGUUAAAUCAAGAUAAGGAUCGAAGGUAUACCCCUGCGCUCUUCGAUGUAGUGUUUAUGUCGAAGGGGUCGGAUUUAGUGAUUGGUAACCAUCUGGAUACUAGGUGGUAUGGUCCUGGUACAGUGACGAGUUUGAAAGGAAGUGCUCUAGUUGGGGUCACCCCGGGGAUUGUUAUCCCAGGGUUAGGUGGAGUUGCUGCAGAUGCCCAAGGUUCGGCUGCUGAAGUCCCUGAAGUAUAUGGGGUAGAAGAGAGUUUCCCGUUGAGGAAUUUAAAGCAUGCGGGUGCAUUGCAAAAGCUGAUUUAUGAUCACCUUUUGAAGGGGAAGCGAGUCUAUUGCGAGGCCGACGGUACUCUCAAAUGGUUUGAAUAUAGCGAAGAGCAGCGAAGGUUGGAUGGAGAGAGGGUCCGACAGCUGAGGACGCGGGCGGCAGGCAAGAAGGAGAGAGAAGGGUCUCCUGAGGAGGGUUGUGAUCUCGAGCGUUCGAUUGACAUCCCGAAGGUAAAGGAUGAAGGGCUAAGGAAGGAGUUGGGUGUCUCUGAGGUUUUCAAGCUCGGACACUUCAUGACGGUUCAUCCGCCUAAGGGUUCUUUCGUGGUUUCCACGGCAAUCCCUUAUGUGGGUCUAGCCCAAGUAUUAGGUGAAAAGGAAAGCUCUGAAGAUUGCAUUAAGUUGCAGCCGAUGACUGUGGUGCAUCGUGAUCAUGGUCUUGUGGUUGCUCCAGUUAGGGAUAAGGGUGUCUUCACUACCACUCUAGACAAGUUGGUGUAUGUGAAGCCCGAAGGUUCGAUGUGGACGAGGCGACGCUGUGAAGAUUUGGAGGAGUUGCUGAAGGUCGUCUUGAGCCGCGUCACUCUAUAG
This is a messenger RNA of Perkinsus marinus ATCC 50983, 1116 nucleotides long. RefSeq lists its product as hypothetical. The coding region runs from base 1 to 1116 and encodes 371 amino acids. Lineage: Eukaryota; Perkinsozoa; Perkinsida; Perkinsidae. The record is from RefSeq and is a predicted model, not a curated record. The transcript has 3 exons.